Pseudomyrmex gracilis is the source of this 5114-nucleotide messenger RNA. It is a transcript of the gene Ppa, whose product is annotated as F-box/LRR-repeat protein 14. The coding region runs from base 1563 to 3131 and encodes 522 amino acids. NCBI's taxonomy places the organism in Eukaryota, Metazoa, Arthropoda, Insecta, Hymenoptera, Formicidae. Gene Ontology annotation, cellular component: SCF ubiquitin ligase complex. Gene Ontology annotation, biological process: SCF-dependent proteasomal ubiquitin-dependent protein catabolic process. Gene Ontology annotation, molecular function: protein binding. The record is from RefSeq and is a predicted model, not a curated record. The transcript has a single exon.
CGCACUGGUUAACUUCACAGUUUGGCGAUGAACCGCUCUGCGGGCGGUGGAUACGAGUGACCCCGAGUGACGACGGCAAAAGCAUCGACGUCCGACGGGCGUUCAACAACGACGAGAAAAGGACGGAGGAGAGGACGUUGCGACGCCAAACCAACGUUAACGUGCGAGCGAGAUUUGUCCCGUUUUAACGCGCGUUGGUGUUGUGCUUUUUGAUACCGCAUAUAUACACACACACACGUACGUACACAAUACACACACGACAACGGCAUCGUGUGUGCGUACGUCUGCCGCCUGUACAGUCCUAUCGUCUGCCGGAAGAAGCGCGGGGCCGCAACUCGCGCGCGUAAGCGACCCGUAUAUGCUCGUAUAGUAGUCGCGUCUCGCGUGUAAAAAAGCGAGUGAGCCAGUCGUCUCGGCCACGGGACAAAGAAAGAGAGAGAGAGAGAAAGAGAAAGAAAGAAAGAAAGAAAGAAAGAAAAAGAGAGUAGAGGAAGUGAUCGCAGUGUGCGCGACGAAGAUCGAGUGCGCGAGCGAGUGUAAGAGGCGAGGUGGGGCAGGCGGGUGUAAGAACGAGAGGAAGAGCGCGAGCGAAGCAAGACAGAGAUAUAUAUAUAUAUAUAUAUACACACAUAUAUAUAUAUAUAUAUAUGUAUAUACAUAUAUAGUGAGAGAGAGAGAGAGGCGGUGACUCUACGUAAGAGAGAGAGAAGCGGACACGCAAAGGAGGAACGGUGAGUCCAGACUGGCUACACGAUAUAAGGUGUUUCUAUAUGUGUCGCGCGCGCGAGAGAACGAUGCUUUCGUAAAAAAAUAACUUUCAGACGAGUGCCGCGUGAUACGCAAAGUCGUGUGUCAUUCUGUUUUUUUUUUUUUUUUUUUUUUUUUUUUGUAUCUCUCGUUUUGUUCGUUUUGCGUGUGUUUUGUUGGUCUCGUUGACGCUCUUCGAUCGCGCGACGAGGACUUGCUCGUUUUUCCCUCCCGCCUCCGUUGGUGACAACGAUCACGUUGUGUGGAUCGCGCGCUUCGUCGCGAUCCGCCGCGUCAACGCGGUGAUAUCCACGCCGCCGUGUGGCGGCGCCGAUCGAUAGCCGCGAUCGAUAUCGGUAUUCUCGCGCGCGUGCGUGCGUAGAGCUCUCGCAUAAUAUCGCGUCAAAUCUUGCCGCACGCACGGGAAAAAAAAAAAACUUGUGCCGAAUGAAAUUACCGAACAAAAAGCCACGUCGUAAUCUACUUCAAAGUUCGGAUUGAGUCGAGGAGUAAGAAAAAAAAAAAAAAAAAAACGGCGACGCAGAGAAGAGGAAAAAAAAGUAGGAAAAACAAGAGACGAAUUCAAGAUAGAGGGAGAUAAUCAUCGCGACAGACAAGGACACGACGAGCACUCGACGGUUGCUCGCUCGUCGUCGAUCGUCGUCGCGGCGGAGUUGCCGCGCGCAAAGCAUCGACGCGUGUCGACGAGAUCACGGAACAACGACGGUGCGGCCAGUAGCAACAACGACGGCGGCGACGAGGACGACGACGGUGGGAGCAGCAGCAGCAGCAGCAGCAGCAGCAGCGUCAACGGUAUGGACGAAAGUCAGCUGUUGAUGACAGAACUUCCGGCGCCGUUGACACCGAGUGGCGGUCGCGGUGGCACGACGUUGCUGCAUCGUCCGGGUCAUUUCUACCACCUGCAUCAGCCGCACCUGGCGAUACCGACGCCACAGAGUCAGGCGAUCCUCCAGCACAACUCUACGGCACCGCAUUACACCACGGACGGGAACGGUGCCUGCGGCGGCGGCGGCGGCGGCGGCGGUGCCGUAGGAGGUGGAGCAGCCGCGGCUACCGCUGGUCUACCGGCCUACGCGAUCGGUCAGGGCGGCAGCAUCUCCUCGCGGCACCAAUUGCAUCCACAUCAGACGCAUCCGCGUGGCAACGCGACGUCUCACGGCCCAAUCGCCAGCACUCAUGUGUCCUGCCUGUAUCCGGAAAUACUCGCGCUAAUUUUCAGUUACUUGGAUGUCCGCGACAAGGGACGUGCCGCGCAGGUAUGCACCGCGUGGCGCGACGCCGCCUACUAUCGUUCGGUCUGGCGGGGAGUGGAGGCGCGACUACACCUGAAGAAGCAGGCGCCAGCGUUGUUCGCCAGCCUGGUGCGACGAGGCGUUAAGAGGGUACAGGUGCUGUCGCUGCGACGCAGCCUCAGCGACGUGCUCAAGGGUGUGCCGAAUCUCGAGGCGCUCAACCUGUCCGGCUGCUACAACAUCACCGACAACGGUCUCAUGAACGCCUUCAACCAGGAGUACCCGUCCCUCACCGAACUCAAUUUGUCGCUUUGCAAGCAAGUGACGGACGCGUCUCUCGGUAGGAUAGCACAGUUUUUGAAGAAUCUCGAACACCUCGAGCUGGGCGGUUGCUGCAACAUUACCAACACCGGUCUGCUGUUGAUCGCGUGGGGUCUCAAGAAACUGAAGCGGCUGGAUCUGCGAAGCUGCUGGCACGUUUCCGAUCUGGGUAUCGCGCAUUUGGCAGGUCUGAAUCCGAAUGCCGCGGAUUGCUCCGUCACGGGUAACCUCGCCCUGGAACACCUGAGCCUACAGGACUGCCAACGGCUGAGUGACGAAGCACUGAAGCACGUGUCACUCGGCUUUACCACCCUCAAAUCCAUCAACCUGUCGUUCUGCGUGUGCAUCACGGACUCCGGCGUCAAGUAUCUGGCGAGAAUGUCUAGUCUACGCGAGCUGAACCUGCGCUCGUGCGACAACAUCUCCGACAUCAGUAUGGCCUAUCUGGCCGAAGGCGGUAGUCGCAUCACCUCCCUCGACGUAUCCUUCUGCGACAAGAUCGGCGACCAGGCGCUCGUGCACAUCUCCCAGAGCCUGUUCAAUCUCAGAUCCUUAUCCCUGUCCGCGUGCCAGAUCAGCGACGAGGGCAUCUGCAAGAUCGCCAAGACUCUGCACGACCUCGAGACCCUCAACAUCGGCCAGUGCAGCCGUAUCACCGAUCGGGGUCUGCAUACCAUAGCCGAGAGCAUGAGGAACCUCAAGUGCAUCGAUCUGUACGGCUGCACCAAGAUCACCACCAGCGGUCUCGAGGUGAUCAUGAAGCUACCGCAGCUCAGUACAUUGAAUCUUGGUCUGUGGCACGUGCGGUGAUGGCUUUUUUCGUGCCAGUGUGUUCGGAGCGAACGGCGUUAUCAGGUCGACGGCGACACUUCGUGGCGACUAUUCAAGAACGUCGUCUUCACGCGCAUGUUCCUGCCGCAGGCGGUAAGUUGGUUGUUCCUGUUCGGGAUACGAAGUCGCCCGAGCGUCUUCGACAUCGGCAUUGUCAACGUCUACGGCGAAUAGCGUUAGCGUUUUUCCCGCUCGAGACGGGAAAUUUUUGGGUUUAAUUCCUUAAGAAGGAUGCGAGGAGAAGGAUAUAGAGAGAAUAGAGAAGAAAAAGAAGAGUGGGUAGCGCUUGCUUUGGAAAGUCAACUUUUUUGUUUUCAAGAAUGUAAUAUUGUUAUUUAAAAAAAAGCCAAAAAACAAAAAAAAAUGAAAAACAUUUCGUCGAUAACUCCGCCUUGCGAUGAUAUUUUCAGUAAUUUAAACUGUAGGUCAUCAAGAACUGAAAAGUCUUUAACUAGAAACAUCACAGACUGGCGUCCCGUGAAUCUACCAACAUUUUAAUUUUUUAAUUUUUUUUUUUUUAACCAAAGUAACGGUCAAAACAUGUCGCAAAUAAUGUCUGAAUUAUGCUGAUAUUCGAACAAAUGAUGUUAUAUAUACAAGAUGUGUAUAUAUACAAGAUAUGUAUGUAUACAAAAAAUUCGGCAAAAAACGUGCUUCUAGUAAGCAGACAAAACCGAGUUGUACCGAGUCUCUUUACCAUUUUUUAAUAAUUAAUAAAUGAUUUGUUAAAAAGAUCCUCUUGAUACGAUUUGCAGUUAGUGUCGUUGGUUAGCAAAAAAAAUAUUAUAACUGGAGAGAAGUGGCCAAAACGUGGCAAAAACCGGAUCUUCGAUUCAAUAAACUUCUUUAUUUUACAACAUUUUUUAACAAAUGUUUUGACCCUAAAUUUGGGUCUUCUUCAGUGUUAACAAAAUUUGUAGUUAUAGGAAGAACUCGUCCAUCUCUGCUGUGUAUAGCCGCUAACAAUAUAUAAUACUAACGUCUCGGGGAUGACAUUCCGAAAAAAAAAUAUCGUAAUAAUUUAAAUAGUGUAAUAAUGUUUGGUUCUUGAUGAUCCGUAGAGUUUAAAUUACUUAAUAGUACCAUUAUCCUGUUUGAGAGAAAAAAUGAGAUUUCCUUCUCCAUAAAGCGCCGUCUCGAGCGUCGUGGUGUAUGUACACGUAUGUACAUUCUUCCGAUCGUGAUUCGCGGAUGUCACGUAUCAAAGACGAUCGAUCGUUAGAUUAAUUCAACGCUUUUCGAUUUGGUUUCUUAACCCGAUCAAAAACUCGCAAAAAUUUAGGAAAAAUAAAAAGCACAUCGCGGUGUGUCUCUGCGUUGUUUCUCUCUCUGUUCGCUCGCGUUCGCGUCUAGAACGUCAGAACUGACGACCGCUCACACGCGAAAUGACACGUAGAAAACGUACACGUCAUUGAUAUUAAUUUGCAUCUAGAGUUUGAUGCAAUUUUUCUACAGGAUUCGAUGUAUUUUAUAUAUCAUUUAUUGGUGAGAAAGAGAGAUGUCGAUAAAUCGAUAAAUAAUGAUUAAAAAAGUUGUGUAUCCUGCUAUAUAAACUUUGUUCCAUGUGUAAAACAUGUUUUGAAAUUACGUUUUAUUGCCUUUUUUUUUUAUUUUUUUUUUAUUUUUAUUGUGACGUACCGAAUUUUAUUACAGUGCGUCAAUUUUUUGUGUUUAGAUACUUCAGAUAUACAUAUAAUUGUGUGAAUCAACUUUGCACAUUGAAACUUAUGAGCAAGAUAAACUUAUAAAAUUGAUUUUAUAUUAUUUUUGUCUUAUAUAUACAUAUAUAGUCCAACCUCGAUAACUCGAACCUCUAUAACUCAAAAACCUCUAUAAGACGAAAAUUUUGUUCGUUCCCUUCCGCUCCGCGGAAAGGAAAAAGGAACUUCGAUAAGUCGAAACUUUUACAAUUCGAAGAUUUUAGCUCUUCCCUUGAGAUUCGAGUUAUCGAGGUUUGACUGU